Molecule: messenger RNA, 970 nt
Organism: Setaria italica (foxtail millet)
Lineage: Eukaryota; Viridiplantae; Streptophyta; Magnoliopsida; Poales; Poaceae
Product: ubiquitin-conjugating enzyme E2 20
Exons: 3
Coding region: 118-666 (182 amino acids)
Source: RefSeq, a predicted model, not a curated record
CCUCCCUCUCUCUCCCCUCCGCUCCCUCCCCUCCCUCCGCGCCUCCACCGAUCCGAUCGCCGCCGCCGACCGAGCAAGUACAGAGAGAGAAAGCACCGGCUCAGCCGAUCGCCAGCCAUGGCCCGGGGAGAGAACCAGGAGUCGCAGACCGGCAACGUCCCCGCGGCUUCCGCGGCGGCGGGCCCGAAGCCGGCGUCAUCGGCGGCCGGGAAGGGCGCGGAGGGCCAGUCGGUGGUGCGGCGGCUGCAGUCGGAGCUGAUGGCGCUGAUGAUGGGCGGCGACCCCGGCGUGUCGGCGUUCCCUGAUGGGGACAACAUCUUCAACUGGGUGGGCACCAUCGCCGGAUCCGCGGGCACCGCCUACGAGGGCACCUCCUACCGCCUCGCGCUCGCCUUCACCGCCGAGUACCCCUACAAGCCCCCCAAGGUGCGGUUCGACACGCCCUGCUUCCACCCCAACGUCGACACCCACGGCAACAUCUGCCUCGACAUCCUCCAGGACAAGUGGUCCUCGGCCUACGACGUGCGCACCAUCCUCCUCUCCAUCCAGAGCCUCCUCGGAGAGCCGAACAACGACUCGCCACUCAACACGCAGGCGGCGGCGCUCUGGGCGAACCAGGAAGAGUUCAGGAAGAUGGUGGAGAAGCUCUACAAGCCCGCCGCGUAGAGGGAGGAGGAGGAAGGCGCCCGGCGAUGUUGCCGGCUGCGGUUUCGCGGGUGGUAGCAUGGAGAAGCUUCUGCAAGCAGUGAUCUCGCUUGGACGAUGAGGGAUUAGAUGCAUUCUUUGGUCGGGUUCGAUUUCCAGUCUGGUGGUGUAGUAGCAGGGGAGGAUGUGAGUCGCCUCGAGCGCUUGGCGAGUCUGUAAUUGUUCUCUGAGUUCUGGAUGUUCAGUGGUAGUGAUUCGUUUCACAGUACUUGUUAUCGCCUCAUGUUCUGAGAUGGGAAUGACACCUUGAUUUGAGCGUGACCAA